AUGCCACCCGAGUAUAAGUUGAUUAUGAAUACUUGUGUUAAACAAGCGGAAGAACUGGAAUUGUUUCGAUCGGAAACAGAAAAAAAUAAAAAAGAUUUUUUGGCAUUGAUAAAUGUUAAAGAAAGCAUUGAACUUUUGUUAGAAGAGAAAGAAAAAGAAUAUUUAGAAAAAAUAAGAGAGUGUGAAGCUGUAACUGGGGGACAAACUGGUAUGAUAAAUUCGAUGGAAUUUUUAUUGAAAGAUUUGGAGGGUAAAAUGGAUUGUUUAAUCAAUGAAAAUCAAAGACGUAAAAAUUCUUUAAUGAAAAAUCGUCAAGAAGAUCAACAUAAAGAUCGUUUAGCAAAACGUUGGGUUGAAGAUGAUGAAGUGUCAACUGCAUACUCGAUGUUAUUAUUUCCUGAUGGCAGUGAAGAUUGGGGUGGUGUAUGGUCAAGAGUUUGUGGAAAAUGUUUUAAAAACACUUGA
Entrophospora sp. SA101 is the source of this 465-nucleotide messenger RNA. The record is from the annotation of a GenBank genome assembly. NCBI's taxonomy places the organism in Eukaryota, Fungi, Glomeromycota, Glomeromycetes, Entrophosporales, Entrophosporaceae.